This is a messenger RNA of Diuraphis noxia (Russian wheat aphid), 1425 nucleotides long. Its product is annotated as GATA zinc finger domain-containing protein 4-like. The record is from RefSeq and is a predicted model, not a curated record. NCBI's taxonomy places the organism in Eukaryota, Metazoa, Arthropoda, Insecta, Hemiptera, Aphididae.
AUGUCAUUGGAUAAACCGAAGACAAUACAGGACAAUCGUAUAGAAAUUAAUGAUAGGUUCGACCACCAACAGAGUAUAUUAAAUAAGUUAGACUCAAAACUUGACAAGAAUAUUGAGGAAUUACGUGCAGAUCUAAGUUUCGCCAGUGUACAAUGUCAAUCCGACCAACAGAAACUUCGWACUGAGUGUAAGCAAUAUACUGAUCRUCAUAUAGCGAAUUAUAAACGUGAAACAAAGGGAAAACUGUCAAGCAUAACGGAACGAGUAUGUCUAGUCGAGGGACAGGCAGCACGUCUUGCUGCGGUGGAAAAUGCAAUCCAAACAAUCCAAACACACGGGACUACGUCAAGUGUUCCACGCAUGUCAACAUUCGGUCCAGCGCUCAUAAACGAUAAUGUGAAUACAUUUUCACGACCUGAACGUAGCAAUGUAUUUUCGUCGACGGUAGUUCACAAUACCUCAGUACCUAUAACAACCACUAGCACAAUGAACAAUAACAGUAACAGCUCUUAUCGUUUUGGUAUACCAGGUACGAUGACGUCUCAAGAGUUUUCCAGGAUACCUCAGCCCUAUAAUUUUAACCAAAGUUUCRCGAGUCAUACAGAAAAAAUAAAGGAUGUCGUCCCGGAAUUUAACGGUAAUAUUGAUCCGAUACACCCCGAAGAAUUUCUUGAAAAACYGAACAAUUAUUUUCAAAACMAAAUGUUUACCGACCUAACAAAAAUUAACGCCGCAUGCAGUAGACUCAGUGRUAGAGCCAAAAAGUGGUCGUACACCCUAGGCUCCAUAGUCCUGUUUAACCAUUUUGUUGAACGUUUUCGACGACAUUUUUGGUGUCCGAUGAAACAAGAAAAAGUACGUAAUGAAUUCUACCGCCCACAUUAUCACCAAGAUACAUCGAAUCUACAAGAAUAUACCAUUGAUUGGAUCAACAAAGUUCGGUAUUUACACCCUCCUAUUCCAGAAACGGAGAAGAUUGAAAGACUACUAUCGCAUUAUCCUCGAUCAAUUUCCAACACAAUUCGUAAUCUUCGACUACAAACAGUGGAUGAGUUAAUUAAUGAAAUCAGUUAUUAUGAGUAUACUCUCAAGCCGACGAAUAGCAAUCAAAAUAAUCAACACACUAUCAAUAGUGCGACAAAUCGUGAUGRUAAUGAGGUCAAUAGUGCUAACAAUUCAUCUCAAGAUAACGGUAACAUAAAUGAAAAUUCUCGAUAUCAYGGUCGUAAUUUUAAUUCUAACUAUCAAUCCAACAGCCGUAAUAAUAACAAUAGAAACUACAAUUAUCGUUCUAAUUACCAAAAUUCAAAYCGCCACGAAAAUAGUAACGGUACUGCCCCACCAACGACAAAUGUGAGCCGUGGAAUAACCGAUAACCAGGGAAACGGACCCGACCAGGGAAACGCGAGCGGACGGGCUUCGUAA